UCUCCACUCCACUUGGGCUGAUGUUCCCAGCUCAUCAUCGGACCAUCGACUCUGUAUCCGAUGGAUCGCGGACUACUUGUACCCGCAUCUGUGGACGAUGAGGAUUUCGAACCACGAAUUGGAGCGUGUCAGGCUCUCGUCUUUAUCGUCAAAUUGCGUCUCCAACUGUUCCCGUGGAAGAGAGGUCAAGGCAGUUGGACUUAGGCGCGGUAGGAUGUCAGCCUGAGGCAUCAGCGACGAAAGCGAGACUCGCCGAGAUUGUGCCGACGUCACUGCAGAAGGUACAGCCCGCAUAUGCACGCAUCCUCCGGGAGUGAACAGUGUCUCUGCGUGCUCAGAGACAACCGACCAUGGCAUUACCUCAGUCGGCGUACAAAGACCGGCAGUUCCUGGCCGUGAUUGGGGAUGAGGAUUCCGUCACCGGUAUCUUACUGGCAGGCGUAGGCCACGUCACCGACCCCCCAGACUCGCAGAAGAACUUCCUCGUCGUCGAUUCAAAGACAGAGAACAGCACGAUUGAAGGGGCAUUUGACAGCUUCACGCAAGAGCGGAAGGAUAUUGCGAUUGUGUUGAUUAAUCAGCAUAUUGCGGAUCGGAUACGAAGCAAGGUCGACCAGUAUAACGAGGCUUUUCCCAGCUUGCUGGAGAUUCCGAGUAAGGAUCAUCCGUAUGAUCCCGAGAAGGAUAGUGUGUUGAAGCGGGUGAGGAAGCUAUUUGGGGACGAGUGAGGUAUGAGGGGUAGGGAUUGUGUUAUUGAAACAAUAUAAGCGGAAUCGUCCCAUGCAUGACUGCACAAUCCGAACCCGCUCGGGGGUCGCUGGUGUUUGAGACAGACACGAUUGCGGCGGACGAUAUGAAAGAGACGAGGACGCUUAGAAAUAGGAAUGCGUAGACCAUACAGAACAGC
Messenger RNA from Neohortaea acidophila, 907 nucleotides. RefSeq names its product ATPase, V1 complex, subunit F. Gene Ontology annotation, biological process: proton transmembrane transport. Bases 351 to 728 code for a protein of 125 amino acids. Gene Ontology annotation, cellular component: proton-transporting V-type ATPase, V1 domain; fungal-type vacuole membrane. The transcript is spliced from 4 exons. Gene Ontology annotation, molecular function: proton-transporting ATPase activity, rotational mechanism. NCBI's taxonomy places the organism in Eukaryota, Fungi, Ascomycota, Dothideomycetes, Mycosphaerellales, Teratosphaeriaceae. The record is from RefSeq and is a predicted model, not a curated record.